AUGAAGGGGAGUACAGCCCAGAAAAUACGCAAGUUUUCACGCCACCACAAAUCCGAGGAUCGUCUCCAACGCAACAAGUUCCCCGAGCACAAGGAGAAAAGUCGUAGCACUAGGCUUCUACAGCGAUGUCGAAGGCUCUUUCGGCACCUUCCAAAGGUUGGCAAAGGCCGAGGCGUCACGCAGGAGGCCGGUGAUGAGGGUUCGCCGCCUGAUGCGACAGACGCAGCAGCCGACGCAGAGGACCGCGGCGUUGCCCGACCUAGCCAUGACAUUUGUGUGCCGCACAAGAAGCACGAGGAUGAAAGCCAGCAGCCUCUUACGGUCAGAAAGAAUGCUGCAGCGCGCGAGACGCUCGUGGAAUCAAAACCGACGAUUCGUGCCGUCCGUGUCAGUACUGAACCAGCCGACAGCCUCAUGCCAGUCGACGCUCUCGAUCAUCAGAGUGUCGUACCAUCGGGCCCGUCUUCCACUCAUGAAAAACGGUUGACACCCAGGGGAGAACGGAAGCCACCCCCCGUUAAAUAUGAUUUCAAGGGAGCCGAGUCAAGUAAAUGGGAGUUGUUCGGAACAAGAAGGUCAUCCGUGGAAUCGAUGCGCUGCGAAAAGGCAGCUCGGGAAGAGGCGGAGUGGCAGGCAAAGAACAUGUUUUGA
Metarhizium album ARSEF 1941 is the source of this 651-nucleotide messenger RNA. RefSeq lists its product as uncharacterized. The record is from RefSeq and is a predicted model, not a curated record. The coding region runs from base 1 to 651 and encodes 216 amino acids. NCBI's taxonomy places the organism in Eukaryota, Fungi, Ascomycota, Sordariomycetes, Hypocreales, Clavicipitaceae. The transcript has a single exon.